Messenger RNA from Mytilus trossulus (common blue mussel), 678 nucleotides. Its product is annotated as delta-like protein B. Gene Ontology annotation, molecular function: calcium ion binding. The record is from RefSeq and is a predicted model, not a curated record. NCBI's taxonomy places the organism in Eukaryota, Metazoa, Mollusca, Bivalvia, Mytilida, Mytilidae. The transcript has 5 exons. Bases 102 to 407 code for a protein of 101 amino acids.
CUCAGUUCAACCUCAUACACUGAUCUAGGCUGACAAACAGGAGGAGAUUAAAUACAAAUUUAAAACUCCAACUAACAUCAUUUUGAGUUCAAAACUGAAUCAUGGAAAGCUUAAAUAUGAUUCUAUGUUUUACUAUCUGCCUCAUUAGCUUUGCACAAAUUAUUCAUGGCGAAGGAGGGGAUCCAUGCCUCGCGAAUCCAUGCAUGAAUGGUGCAACAUGCACUUCUAAUGGUCCACAAUACACAUGUGGCUGUGAUACAGGUUACAAAGGAACACACUGUGAAUCAGAUACCUCAGUUACCACAACCGUCAAAUCAACUCCUAGAUCUGGAACAAAUUCACUUUCAGAUGGGAAGUUUACUGUUAUAGCUGUUGGUUGUAUAAUUUCUGUGAUUAUUUUCUUGUGAUCAUUCCUUGCUGUUGUAUAAAAGUUGUCUAUAUAAAGGGACCUCUGGCCAUGCAAAAAGAAAACUUAAAAAAAAUAGAUAUUGCAAGCACUUCUGUUGUUACAGUAUGUGCGAAACGAUACAAUUUCAAAGGUUUUAACAUUUUUAAUUUGUUUCUACUGAAGUGAUUAUAAAUGUAUGUUCUCUCAUCUCAUCUAAAGAAAAUUGUAUUUUUUCUCUUACAAUUUUUUUUCUUUCAUUUGUUUCUAUUUAUAGUCAAAUAUGCAGUAAA